CAAUCGCCAGCGUCAUCGCUACGACAACAACGACGCGAACGGCUCCUCAGGCAGCCACAGCAACCACAGCUACAACAAUAAUAAGGAGAAUAACAACUCGUCGAAUCGCGAAAAAGCCGGCUCGAACGAUCUAAUGAGUGAUAAUUACGAUGACGUCAUUCAUUACGGUGAUUACGACACGCCGAUGAUUGAUAGCCCGGAAUCUCGCAACCUGCCGAUCUUCUAUCCAGCUCUGCAGGGCUGCAGAAAUGUCGAAGAGUUCCACUGCCUGAAUAGGAUAGAGGAAGGAACGUAUGGAGUCGUCUACAGAGCCAUCGACAGGAAGACCUCUGAGAUAGUCGCCCUGAAGAGGCUGAAGAUGGAGAAGGAAAAGGAAGGCUUCCCCAUAACAUCUCUAAGGGAGAUCAACACCUUGCUGAAAUCUCAGCACGAAAAUAUAGUUACCGUCAGGGAGAUUGUAGUUGGUUGCAACAUGGACAAGAUCUACAUAGUGAUGGAUUACAUUGAGCACGACCUGAAAAGUCUCAUGGAGUCCAUGGAAAAACCCUUUCUCAUUGGUGAGGCAAAAACUUUGUUGCAGCAGCUGUUGCGAGGCGUCCACCACCUCCAUGAUAACUGGAUCAUUCACAGAGAUCUCAAGACCUCCAAUCUACUGCUCAGUCAUAAAGGAAUACUGAAAAUUGGUGACUUUGGACUGGCCCGAGAGUACGGUUCUCCACUGAAGCCCUACACCCCAAUUGUUGUGACUCUCUGGUACAGAUCCCCUGAACUUUUACUGGGCACGAAGAUGUACAGCACUGCAGUUGAUAUGUGGUCCGUGGGCUGCAUCUUUGCCGAGUUCCUACUUAAGAAACCUCUCUUUCCUGGAAAGACAGAAGUUGACGAAAUCAACAGAAUUUUUAGGGAGCUGGGAUCACCAAAUGACAAAAUCUGGCCUGGUGUCAAUGAAUUGCCACUUAUGCAAAGAUGCAAUUUCAGCGAAUAUUCAUUCAAUCUAUUGAAGAAAAAAUUUGAAAAGGUAAUGUCCGAACAGGGCUAUGAUCUACUUAGUAACUUCCUCACAUACAGUCCAGAGAAAAGGAUAUCGGCUGAAGAAGCCCUUAAGCAUAGUUUCUUCACUGAGGUACCUAAGCCAGUUCCUCCACACAUGUUCCCGACCUGGCCUGCUAAGAGUGAGCUCGUAAAAUCUAGAUUGCAUGGAAAUUCGCCGAAACCUCCAUCUGGUGGCAAGGCAUAUGCCAAACUUUUGAUUGAUGACGAUGUGGUACCAGCAGACACUGGAUUCCAAUUGAAUGCUAAGAAUCAAACCAACGCAUCUGGAGCUGGUUUCGUGUUGAAGUUUUAGCUGGCGUCUGACCAAUAAUCAUUUUCUGUUAUUGUUACACACAGAUACUCUCUCACACACACACACACACACACACACACACACACACACACACACACACACACACACACACACGCUCAUACGUAAUGAUUUUCAUGACUUGUACACUUGUACAGUACUUAUUAAUUUUUUAUCUUAUAAUGAAAAUUUUUUUUGAAUCUUAUGAAUAAUUUUCAUCUAUUAUUUUU
Messenger RNA from Helobdella robusta, 1572 nucleotides. RefSeq lists its product as hypothetical. NCBI's taxonomy places the organism in Eukaryota, Metazoa, Annelida, Clitellata, Rhynchobdellida, Glossiphoniidae. The transcript is spliced from 7 exons. Gene Ontology annotation, biological process: regulation of mitotic cell cycle; protein phosphorylation. Bases 134 to 1345 code for a protein of 403 amino acids. Gene Ontology annotation, molecular function: cyclin-dependent protein serine/threonine kinase activity; ATP binding. The record is from RefSeq and is a predicted model, not a curated record. Gene Ontology annotation, cellular component: nucleus.